UCCAGUCGCACAGCUGAUGAUUGGAUACUGAAGUAAAAGCUUGUACAUGGUAACCUAUCUGCACCAAACAAUUUUUCCAUCACCGGGGAGGAGAGGGAGAGAGAGAAUCGAUAUAUGCUACUCUCCCGCCCCCCCCUCUCUCUCUCUACAGUUGGUUCCUUCAACCAACAACCAUGUCACUCUGUUUCUCUUCUCUUCCCUGCACAACCCAUUACCUCCUCGUCUUCCUCACCAUGUCGAGCCUAUUCACAUCAAACAUUCAUGGCUUGAAAGCACCAUUUCGUCCCAAAGACAUGCUACCAUUGUUGCCAAAAUCAGUGUCGUGGCCUAUUCUGAAUUCUCUCCACAGUGCAGUCGACAUUUUGCCCACUUUCGUCGGCGCUGUUUCGUCCCCAAACGACAUCGUGGAGUGGAAAGGGGCUUGCUUCUACAAGAACAGGGCUUGGAUGGUGUUCCAUAACAAAAGUAAAACUGAAUUUGGCGGAGGCACUCUUCAUAUCAAGGUUAGCAAUGCCCACAGCUGGACAUGUAUGGAUCUUUAUAUCUUUGCAACUCCAUACCGUGUGACAUGGGACUACUAUUUUUUAGGCCGUGAGCAUACCCUUGAGUUUAAGCAGUGGGAAGGAAAAGCUGAGUAUGAAUAUGUGAAACAUAAGGGUGUUUCAAUUUUUCUCAUGGAAGCGGGAAUGCUGGGAACCCUUCAAGCGCUGUGGGAUGUCUUUCCCUUGUUCACAAAUACUGGAUGGAGUGAGAGUUCAAACAUUGAUUUUCUCGAGAAAAAUAUGGGGGCUUCCUUUGUAAAACGUCCAGAGCCAUGGGUUACAAACAUUAGUUUUGAUGAUAUUCAGUCUGGAGAUUUUCUUGCACUAUCCAAAAUCCGAGGACUAUGGGGUGCUUUUGAGACUCUAGAGAAGUGGGUCACGGGUGCUUAUGCUGGUCAUACCUCUGUCUGCUUAAAGGAUUCUGAAGGAAAGCUAUGGGUUGCAGAAUCUGGACAUGAAAACGAGGAGGGACAAUAUAUCAUUGUUAUUUUGCCAUGGGAUGAAUGGAUACUCAGUCAAGAUGAUAGCAAUUCACAUAUUGCAUUGCUUCCUUUGCAUCCUGAUCUCCGGGCUAAAUUUAACGAGACUGCUGCUUGGGAGUAUGCACUAAGCAUGGCCGGCAAGCCUUAUGGUUUUCAUAACCUGAUAUUUAGCUGGAUAGACACUAUUGAUGGGAACUAUCCGCCACCCUUGGAUGCUCAUUUGGUUGCUUCUGUUAUGACUGUUUGGAACCAGUUACAGCCUGAUUAUGCUGCUAAUAUUUGGAAUGAAGCCUUGAACAAGCGACUUGGAACUCAGGGCCUUAGUCUUCCCGAAAUUCUUGUGGAAACUGAAAGGCGUGGGACAUCUUUUGAUGAAUUGUUGACGAUUCCCGAGCAGGAUAACUGGGUAUACAGUGAUGGGUUGUCAACGUCAUGCAUUGCUUUCGUCCUUGAAAUGUACAAGGAAGCAGGAAUAUUUGGUCCACUUGCAAGUUCCAUUCAAGUAACGGAGUUUACGAUAAAAGAUGCUUACACUCUCAAGUUCUUUGAGAACAAUUCAAGCCGCCUGCCUAAAUGGUGCAACAACGAUGGGGACCCUGUGAAGCUCCCAUUCUGCCAAAUAAAAGGGAAGUAUCGAAUGGAGCUACCGGAAUACAACACCAUGGAACUGUACUCCCAUAUGAAUGAAAGGUGCCCAUCUCUGCCUCCAAAAUACUACAGGCCUGAGGGUUGUUGAAAGUCUUCUGAUUUGGUUUUCCUGUUUAGGAGUUGUUAUACCAAUGUCUGGUGUUGUACCCAGUUGUUUAUCAUUGAUUCGUGUAUAUACAUCUUGUAUUGUAUGAUGCAAAAGAAAGGAAGAUGCCCAAAAGUUAGUCAACAGGGGUCAAAGUUGUUAGUAAAUUUGGCAACCGCAGUACGCGUAACGUCGAUGUUACUGUUGCAAAUGAGUGAAAUUGGGACAAAAAAAUAUUUUGUUCUUCAUUCUUAUGUGUUUAAAAUCGCGUAUAGUAUGUUGAAAUAUCUUUAAUGCUAUCAACAUCUGUAAUGAAGGUUUCUAUUGCCUUAA
This is a messenger RNA of Camellia sinensis, 2090 nucleotides long. Lineage: Eukaryota; Viridiplantae; Streptophyta; Magnoliopsida; Ericales; Theaceae. The record is from RefSeq and is a predicted model, not a curated record.